GACACCUUACCACACCGCCACUUCCACCACCACCACAACCAUCUUCAUCUUCACCACCACCACCACUCCCACCCCCCUGCCCCCACCACAUCACACAGCCAUUAGCAGCCAGUAUGGGAUGCUUGACUAUAGUGCGUGCCAUCGUCGUACGCAUGCUGUUCGCGUGUCACGGCCUCAUCUCUCUCUGGAGACUCUAUGACGUAACCAAAGACCUCAGGUUUUGGUACCUGGCUGUUACCCUCGUUGGUCUGUCCUUUGAAACUGCCAUUACCGUCUUCAAGAAAGAUGGCAAGGAAUGGAAAUGGUUCUGCCCCAGCGUCUUCAUUUACCUGCUCAGCGUCGUUCCUGCCAUUUGGUUCCUGGAACUCUACGAAAUGGAAAAACGGAUUCAGAAAGACAUUAACUCAACGCUGAGCGCUUUUAACGAAUCCACCCACGACCUACACGCUCAUUUAGGACGCUUUCUUGGGAUGAAGUUUGAGAUCCACAUUCCGUUAAGGCUUUCAUCCGACCAAUGGAUCCGCACUUUGGAACAGUUCCUCCUGCUCCUGCUCAUUCUUGGACGCUGGCUCCUUCCCAAAGGGAAACUCACCCACGACCAACUCUCGCAGCUUCUCUUGGUUUAUAUUGGAACAGCAGCUGACAUCGUGGAAUUCUUCGACGCUUUCAAAGAGAAGGAAGUUCGUUAUAACAAGUUACUGUGUAUAAUCAUCUUGAGUAUUUGGUCAAUGAGUUUGAUCCAGUUCUCAUUGGUUCUCACAGCAUCCAGCGCCCGUCACGACCAGUCAGGACUGGUAUCCCAAGAACGUACAUCACGCUUGAAGAACUGUUGCCAAGCUGAUGUCUAUGGUAUUAUGAUCUCGAUAUUCCUGCAAGAUGGCCCAUUUUUGGCGCUUCGAUUGAUGCUUAUCUUCAAGUACAAAGUGGACAGCUACACAAAUAUCUUCUUCACAUCCAAAAACAGUCUUGUCAUUAUUCUCUUAAUCUACAGACUCGUGGUUGUACAGAUAGAGAUGAGGAAAUCAAAUUCACCAAAGAUAUCUCUACCGAUUCAUGCCAACCGGAAGUACCAAACAGUUCGAGCCAUCCAUGAAACCGAAACGAACUUCCCGACUCAAAGGAACAUGUUGCCGAUGACCCAAUCCCCCAGUAAACCCAACGGGGGUAUAAGGGGCCGGGAAUUCUACAGGACUCACCAGCUGAGCCAGCCUGCUCUGAACUCAUCCAGUCACCAGUUGUUACCUGUCUACCAGCAACAACAACCAUCGAGUCUACCUCAUUUGUCCUCGAGGAAGGGUAAAGCACACAUGAGUCACUCUAGUUUGCACUCGAGCCAUUCUAACCAACAUCUCACCCAAAAACCACUUUUCCCUCCAAAUCAAAACAAAAUGACUCGGUCCAUGACCACAGACAGAAUCAAUUCACCCGUCUGAAACCUCCCCCCCAUCCUAGAUACAAUAAACAUAAAAAGAAACAUUCACACACAAACGCCAUUCUAUUAAUCUUCUCUCUUCAUCCAGGACGGUCAACAGACUUGCCAUGAGAAUCAUCCUCACCACCAGAUGGCACCACUAAAUAUUCCUGAAAUUCUUAACUUUUAUUUCUUUUGUUGUUGCUUUCUGUUUUUUUUUUUUAUACUGAAUUUCUUUUGGGACGUCGUUACUAGGAUGUUUUUUUUCUUCAGUUUUUGUUUGACCCAAGGUCAACUAAAUGGGCUGACUUAUGAUGAUGUUCCAACCAUGACCAUCACAUUAAGAUCUAGCACAAGGCUUCUCUAACAGUGCAUUGAAAAGUGUCUCUUGGUGCUCCACAGAGUUUUAAAAAACUGAAGAGUUUAGUAAAUCCCUUAACUCUUGAAUGUCUUAAAAAACAAAUACCUCAUAAGUCAUCGUUUUAUUUUAGACAUCAGUAUGAUUAAUAAUACAUAGUAAAUGUUAGUUUCACAUAUGUGUGUGUGUAUGUGUUGUAUGAGAUAUGGAGUCCUAAAAUUAUGUGGCUUUCACAGCAAGCCCCUCUGACGGACUCAGCUAUCAAACCACACAGUAAUGCAGAAGAUUUCAAUCAAUGAAAUUACUUGACCGUAAAAAGUCAGGUGGUUUGAGAGGUGAAUGUAUCUAUUUAGCCAUUUGACGUCCUCAGGAUAUUUUGCAGCCUUCUUCAUGUAGUAAUAAUUACAGUUAGGAAAAAAAUUGUAUUUACAUGUUUGCAUUAAUGCAAAACAAUUCUGCAUUAAGAAAUCAGUGCAAAAUCUGCUUCUAGACCCGAAGGGGUCACUCACAAUGAGAGCUCGAAUUAAAUUUAAUAAGUUUUGACCAGAGAUAAACAAAGUAAGAUAAUUGCAAUCUCACCUUGGGAGGAACAACUCUACACGAGUUUCUGAUCUUGUGGAGAUAUACUUAAUAUAUUAGGGAGGUGGAGCUGACAGAAUUGUUAGCGUGCUGGGUGAAAUGUUUAACGGUAUUUCGUCCAUCUUUACGUUCUGAGUUCAAAUUCCGCCGAGGUUGACUUUGCAUUUCAUCCUUUUGGGGUCAAUUAAAUAAGUACCAGUUACACACGGGUGUCGAUAUAAUUGACUUAAUCCCUUUGUCUGUCCUUGUUUGUCCCCUCUGUGGUAAUAAGGAAAUUGACAUACUUAAUAUUUUGGAUUAAAGGUGAAUUCCAUAAUCUUGCGAGUGGUCUUCAUUAGAGAUGAGACUUUGCUCACUCUAUGACCGUGUUGGAACAAAGAAAAAACCUUAACACUUUAAGAAAGCAGGUUUGUGUAUCACAUUUAAGGACAACUGUAAAGUAGUAAAUUUUCUAAAUGUUUAUCUAGUGCAUGUCCUACUUUAAUUAAUAUCAAAUUAAUAUGAAAAAGUUUUAAGCAUAGACAAUAGAAACCCACUAAACCCUACUUUAACUGUCAGAAGGAUUAAGGAUAGAGGUGUGAGUACAAUUGUGAGUACGUGUGCUAAACUUCAAAAACUAAAUCCCAAUGAAUAUCCUAGGAAAUAUAUUGAUGAUGGUUACAAUUAUUUGCCAUCUGACUGGAAUAAACUAAUAAAACUAGAAUGUGUUAUGCCUGUGAUAUGCCCAAUAUAAUAACUGUGAACAGCCAUAAAACUGGCUUGCAAAAAUUUUGUAAAAGAAGUGAAAAAGAAAAA
Messenger RNA from Octopus sinensis (East Asian common octopus), 3143 nucleotides. Its product is annotated as transmembrane protein 26-like. The coding region runs from base 114 to 1433 and encodes 439 amino acids. The transcript has 6 exons. The record is from RefSeq and is a predicted model, not a curated record. NCBI's taxonomy places the organism in Eukaryota, Metazoa, Mollusca, Cephalopoda, Octopoda, Octopodidae.